Molecule: messenger RNA, 957 nt
Organism: Acanthoscelides obtectus
Lineage: Eukaryota; Metazoa; Arthropoda; Insecta; Coleoptera; Chrysomelidae
Source: the annotation of a GenBank genome assembly
AUGACUUUGCUAGCCUUGGCCGCCUGUAGCUCUGCAGGAAAGCGAAACUGCUGCCACGGCCACAGCAGAUCAUCUCAUGGAAGACAAGUAUAUAUUGAACCCAACCAAAAUUCGGCAAAUCUCCCAGAGUCACUAGAAAUAACGCAUGAUAACAUAACCUACCGCAUUUUUCUAUCAUUAGACAGCCAAAAGUGUUUCAAAUGCAAUAGACAAGGACAUAUAGCUUCCCAGUGCCCAUUUUCUACCCAACUGCAAACAAACAUAAUAGAAACACCACCACAGUCUACCAAUCAACUGGAAACGGCAAACACUCAACAAGUAAACGAGCAACAAAUAACCACAGCAUCAAGUCAUGAACCAGCAACAUCUCAAUAUACAACCAACACACAAGAAGCAGAGGUUCAAAGCCAUAUCAAACCCAUUCAAACAGAACAACAAAACACAGUUGCAUUACAUGAUUUAACCUGUAAUAACCAAACGGAUACACAAACCAGCACAUCCUCCAAACGAAAUUUCUCAGAAGCAAUUUCGCCGACCACACCAAUACAUGAUCCCUCAUCAGACCUCACAAAUUCCCCUAUAUUUCCAAAACCCAAAAACACAAGAAUAAAGAAACAAAAGACAAAUAGUCAGCCGUCAUAUAUCUCUCAAGAGGCGUAUGAAGACGUUAAAACAUUCAUAGAUGCCCAAACCCCUGCUUUUAUCUUGAAUAGUGACCAAUUCAAAAGCCUCCUAGAAAACACUCACGGAACCCAUAAUAUAAUGAGCAUAAUCCAAGACUACACAGAUUACACUAAAGGGCUCAUUGAAAUGAUACUACUGGUGUACCCUCACAUAGCAGAUAGAGCAGUGAAAAACAGAUGUACUAGACUACGGAAAAAACUAGAACGAUAUACUGACAAUAACAUUAACGAAUGUCUCAGCGACACCUCUUCAAUGGAUUCCACAACAUAUUAA